Arachis stenosperma is the source of this 1654-nucleotide messenger RNA. RefSeq names its product F-box protein CPR1-like. Bases 213 to 1370 code for a protein of 385 amino acids. Lineage: Eukaryota; Viridiplantae; Streptophyta; Magnoliopsida; Fabales; Fabaceae. The record is from RefSeq and is a predicted model, not a curated record. Gene Ontology annotation, molecular function: protein binding. The transcript has a single exon.
AUCACUCCAUAUCAAAAUUAAAAAACUCUUUAUAUACCCAUAAAUUUACAAAGAUGAAAACUAGGUGCAUACACCUGAGUUUCCACAUAACAAUUUGGGGUUAAUGCUUUAUAAGUUUAUCUAAUAAUCCCGUGUUCAGAAGCAGAUUCAAAUCCCGUGUUGUACCAACGCAGAAACCCUAACAAAAGAACAAAGCUGAAGAGUGAUCGAUCAUGGAGGAGAACAAGCAGAAAAGCAUUCACGACAUCCUCCCUCUUGACCUGAUUCACAUAAUCUUACUGAGGAUUCCGGUCAAACACCUUGGUCGCCUCAGGUGCGUUUCGAAGCUUUGGCACUCUCUCAUUUCCGAUCCAGACUUCGCGGAAUCGCAUCUUCACCUCUCUCUCGCACCCACCCAUGCGUGCAUCUACAGAAAAGUCUCCUCGGAAUCUUACCUUGUUCACCUUGAAGAAGUAUUUAAUGGCGACAAUUACCAAGUAAAAGAGGUAUCUUUCCCUUUCAAAAAGCAGCCACCUUCUAAGUUUCGUGUAAUGGGAUCCUGCAGAGGGUUUGUUCUCGUACACCAAGAGCCACACUUUUUUGUAGUAUGGAAUCCACUCACCGGAUUCAGCAAAAGAGUAUCUUACUCUUGGUUAAAUAUUCUUCAUCGUAGUAAGGGCAGGUACUUUUAUUUUCCCGGUAAUGCGAUUCUGUAUGGAUUUGGUUACGAUGCGACACGGGAUGACUACUUAGUUGUUGUAGCUUGGAAGGAUAGUAACUGCCAACUCUUAGAUUGCUUGUCCUUGAGAACCAAUUCAUGGAUUAAUCUUGAUGCUGCACUCCCCAAACGAUUCGGUUUUUGUUUGUGGGAAUCUGAGGGGUUGUUCUUGAAUGGCUCUAUUCAUUGGUUGCCUUACUCUCUCAAACAUUAUAGUGAAGGUCUUCUUAUAUUUGAUUUGAAGGAAAGAAGUUUCUCAAAGAUGUCUUUGCCUGAACAACUCAUAAUGGGUGGUCCUGCCACAUUUGUCAUACUAGGAGGGUGCCUAGCCUUGUAUUUUCAGGACUAUGUUGAAGGUAACACACACAUAUGGGUGAUGAAAGAAUACAGAGUGCACUCAUCUUGGACUUUGUAUGUGAUUCCUUGUUUAGAGUUUGAGCCUCUAUGCUUAUCCAAUGGUAGUGACAUUAUUGCACUAGAUUCUAUUCUUGCUGGACCAUUAAAGUUUGCCAAAUAUAAUAUCAGAGGAGAGCUACUCCAACAUUUUACAUGUCCUGCUCAUCUUCCACACGAUAUUUACAAAUAUGGAAGUUACCUUGUAUAUACAGAGAGUCUCUUGCUGCUCCCUAGUGAUAGUAAGCAUAAGGAUAAGAAGAACAAUAAUGUUAUUUAACUCUUCUGCUAUGCGUUGCACCACAUUAUCCCUGCUAGUUUUUAUUGUUUUGUGAUUAAUGUAAAGUGAUGAGCAAGAUGCAUGUGCAUCAAGUUGCAUUCAGAUGUGAAUUUUGACUAUUCAUGGUGAAACUUGAUGUAUCAGAUGCUUGGGGGAUUAUUAAUCAGUGUCUUGCUUUUUAAAGUCUAGUCUUGUGGUGAGGUUUUAGGGUUUAGCUCUUUUUCAGUUCUAAAGCUUGUAACCUCUACCAUGAAAAUCUUAUAUAUGCUUCGUUAUUAUGCUGA